AUGAAUAGAUUUGUGAUCCUAACAGGGCUUUUCAUUUACUACGUGAUAUGGUUACUGCUUCCGAUUUUUGAUCUCGAAAAUGUAUUACUAGGGUUCCCCUUACCGUCCAUAUAUGCUGCUAUUUGUCCGGUAGUUUUACUUCUGAUUGGCAUUUUUUGCGUCGUAUCUUUUUUGGGUGGAUUGGUAUUGUGCUCGGAAAGGCACAACUCCAAAGUUAUAAAAUAA
This is a messenger RNA of Lachancea sp. 'fantastica', 225 nucleotides long. NCBI's taxonomy places the organism in Eukaryota, Fungi, Ascomycota, Saccharomycetes, Saccharomycetales, Saccharomycetaceae. The record is from the annotation of a GenBank genome assembly.